Messenger RNA from Physella acuta, 2065 nucleotides. RefSeq names its product malonyl-CoA decarboxylase, mitochondrial. Lineage: Eukaryota; Metazoa; Mollusca; Gastropoda; Physidae. Gene Ontology annotation, cellular component: mitochondrial matrix; peroxisomal matrix. Gene Ontology annotation, biological process: fatty acid biosynthetic process; acetyl-CoA biosynthetic process; malonyl-CoA catabolic process. The record is from RefSeq and is a predicted model, not a curated record. Gene Ontology annotation, molecular function: malonyl-CoA decarboxylase activity.
UAGAUCUAGAUUUCUAUAUUUUUAUGUUAGAACUAGAUUAGAUCUAGAUUCUAGAUCUUCUAAUCGAGACUGAAGUCUUAAACCUUUAUUUGAUCUCUGACGACAAGACUAUAAAAGUAUAGGUCCUAGGUCACAAGUAGUUAGUUUUCACUAGCAGUCCAGCUAGAUUCUUAUUAAUGAAAAAUGAUGUCAUGAUCCUGGAUGAUAGUCUUGUCUUACACUCUCCAAGUACAGAAUCAGAAUAUUUUGACAAACAACAGUAGUAUAGCUGUAAAAUAACAGAAAACUUCUUAUCAUUAAAGCAUCUGACUAAAAUUAUAAUACAAAAUGAGCAUUAUAUUUCAACGGCCAGUGCACCGAUUAAAACAAAUUUUUGGUAUUUUUCAACACCAUAAAAGUUCCAGUGCUAUGAGAAACUUGUUGGCUAACAUGUAUUGUUCUAGUAGUGGGACAAGCAUGCUGCAGUUAUCAUUUGCUGAUAUAGAGGCAAAUAAUUUAACAUCAGAGGAAAAAUGUAACAGUUUUAUCGAAUACUACAAAAAACUGCCAUCUGAACAGAGAGGAGUGUUUUUGUGUGAAUUAGCUAAGAGUUAUGGUAUUGAUAAAAAUAGUGUGGUCUCAGUUGCAAACUCUGUUCUGUCAGUUAAGGAUAAAGACAAUGCUAGUUUUUUAUUAUUAUCUGAAAGAAUGCGAUCUGCAUUACGCCCCAAAUACAAAACAUUCUUUUCACACAUGGGUAGAGUGAAAGGAGGGGUUAAAUUCUUAGUAGACAUGAGAGCAGAUGUUUUGAAUUUCAAACAAAGUACCCACAGUGAAUUAAAUGGAGCGCUAUAUCAAGAACUGAAUAAUGCAUUAAAAGAGUUACUCAUGUUGUGGUUUACUGUAGGUUUUUUAAAUCUGGAAAGGAUAACAUGGAACUCUCCUUGUGAUUUAGUACAAAAAGUGUCAAACUAUGAAGCUGUUCACAGAAUCAGAACAUGGGAAGAUAUAAAAAGGCGGGUGGGGCCUUAUAGACGUUGUUAUAUAUUUACACACAAUAGUAUGCCAAGGGAACCUGUAGUUGUCUUACAUACAGCAUUAACUAGUGAAAUAUCUUCAAGUAUUCAUUCAAUUAUCAUGAACGCAAGGUUUAGACCAUCCCAAGCUACAGAGGCAGCAGACAACUCUGUUGAGCUGUUUUCAGGGAAUUUUCUCUCCCCUAGGUCCACCACACCCGCCACACCAACUUCACCCACCGUCUCAUCUAUUUUAACUCAAACUAAACCUUUUAUAGAGGACGAGAAAGAAGAUUUGUCUCAGAUUAAAUGUGCGGUCUUUUAUUCCAUUACAUCAACACAAAAAGGUCUGCAGGGAGUAGAAAUGGGAAACUACUUGAUAAAGUCUGUUGUGAGAAAGUUACAGGAAGAGUUCCCCCACCUUCAACAGUUCUCAAGUCUUUCACCAAUACCUGGCUUCAGGGAUUGGUUGGUCUCCUACAUUAAUCACAGCAUCAAUAUGAGAAAUGCAGGUGAAGGGGCAGGUGGCAUACCUGUUUUAUUCCAAGAUGAGUCGGAGGCGCUUGUCCCCUAUCAGAAGGCGGGCCAACACUCCGCUCUAGACACCUUUAAAGAUUUGAUACUCAGCCAUGAGUGGUACCUCAAUGAAGGACUCACCCAGGCUAUGAAAAGUCCUCUGAUGAGAUUGUGUGCUGAUUAUUUGUAUGUCCAGAAAAGAAGAAAUUAUGCUCUAAAUCCUGUUGCAAAUUUCCACCUGAGUAAUGGGGCUGUGCUGUGGAGGAUCAACUAUUUAGCCGACACAUCGCAGCGAGGUUUAAACCAGUCCUGUGGCUUGAUGGUCAACUACAGGUAUUUCCUGGAAUCCACGGAGACCAAUAGUAGAAAUUAUCUUGACUGCCAGAUCAUUAAGGCCUCGCCUGGGGUCAUUGACCUACUACGCGGGACACAGUACACAGCCAAAAUGUAAAGACAGAAUGGGGUUGAAUGUAUAGGUGUUAAUCAUUACAUUUCACUGAAGUUUUAUAUAAUAUAUUUAUUACUGUAGAAGAAAUAAAGAAAGAGACAACUUA